This is a messenger RNA of Schistosoma haematobium, 2198 nucleotides long. RefSeq lists its product as uncharacterized. The record is from RefSeq and is a predicted model, not a curated record. The transcript is spliced from 2 exons. Bases 142 to 1017 code for a protein of 291 amino acids. Lineage: Eukaryota; Metazoa; Platyhelminthes; Trematoda; Strigeidida; Schistosomatidae.
ACUAAUAUAAAAAGCUUGACAACAUAAAGUUUAAUUUUAAAAAUUUCACCAUUAAAACAAACAUUCUAUACAAUAAACUAUUACAUUUGACUUAACAGUUUGAUCUAUAUCUAUAUCUAUAUAUAUAUUGAGUAAUUAAACAUGUCAUCGCGUAAUAGAUCAAAAAGUCGAACAUAUUAUUCACAAGCUGGUGAUCAUUAUGUGGAUAGCAAAUCUAAACAAUUACUCUUUCAAGAAGCUCAAGUAUGUACAAUGGGAAGAACUAUAUUAAAGAAUAAUGAAGCAUUUGAUGCAAAUGCAGCUGAUAAUUUAAUAGAAAAACAUUUUAAAAGACGAAAAUCACAUGGUUCAAUGUAUUGUUUAGUGGAUAGAGUAAGAUUUCAGAAAAGUAAAUCAACUGGAUCACGUUCAUACAGAUCUGAUCUAACUUAUAGAGAAAUUAAUCGCUUUUAUGAACACAAAAGUCGACCUGAUUGUUUUACAUUAGGAAUAGAAGAUGAAAGAACUGGGAGACGAUCUUAUGAAUCAUAUAAAUAUUCUACAGCAAUCCGUCAAAUUUCGGUAUCACCAACAUACUACCAUGAUACUUCACCUCGAAAUGGUCCAGUUACAGUGAUUACUGUCCCACAUGAGCAUACCAGAUCGUAUGAGAGGACAGUUCGCUCCCCAUCACCAGUGUAUAUUAGACCUGUGACAAGACAGAGUGUACGUCGCUCACCUUCACCUGAAGAUGUCUAUGUGUAUCGGAAUAGUCGACCAGUCAGUAUUGAACGACGAUAUGAUACAAUAGAACCAAGUAGACCACGUAGUGUUACAAGCUAUAGAACCGUAUCUAGUCCAGCGGUGAAUGAUGAAGUAACUUAUCUUAAAGUAGAUAAUCAAUCAGGAGCUCAAAUAUCUCCUAACGGUCCAAUAUACAUGUAUGUUUCAAGAUCAAGACCUGCAGAUGAUUUGGUAUCAUCACCAGAUGUAUCAAGUUAUCAACCAACAAGGAGAAGCAUCUAUUAUAACAGAUAAGUGUUUUUUUCAUAAGACAAACUAUGUCAUAGUUGUAGAGGAUAUGCGACAUUCAUUUUUUUUCAUCUCUGUUUCUUCUCAGCUAACAAACAUUAAUAUGUUCACUUUUUUUAAAAAUUUUGUAACAAUAUUUUCUAUAUAUCCACGAAAUGUUUAAAUUCACUAUAAGUCCAUGUUAUAUAUAUGGAAGGAAUGUAUUAUCUAGUUCAUUCGGAAGUUUCAUGUUAAACAUUUAUGUCUAUUUUCUACCUAUUUUUACUGAUGUAUAUGAUAGUUAAUUUAGGAGAAAAAAAUUGAUAAAAAGUAAACCUCAUACAUGAACUCUAGUAACCAUUCAAUAAAAUAAUUAAUUUGUAACAUUUAAUUUCAAAUUUGAUAAUAAUAUCUGUUUUUUCUUAUGUUCCUUCUUGAAUAUAUUGAAAGAGGAUGAAAUAGUAAAGUGUCAAUGAAGAAAAACUCGCUUUUUCGUUGUGUUUUUAUUGUAUAAUACUUUUAUGGUUUAAUGUAAUAGUAGAUGUAAUUCAGAAUGACAAUAUUACUUUACUUACUUACUUAUUUACUGAUGCCUUUUAUUCCUCGUGAAGGAGCAUAGGCCGCUCACCAGUACUCUUCAUUCAACCCUGUCCUGGUCAAUCCUUCCCAGUUCUUUCCAGUUGUUAUUCAUCCUUUUCAUAUUUGCUUCUAUUUCCCGACGUAAUGUAUUCAUUAGCCUUCUUCUUUUCUGCUUCUCUUCAGGAUUGCAAGUGAACACUUGCCUCAUAAUGCAGUUAUAAUGAUUACUGUAUUAUCAAUAUUAUGAAUGGUAUUUUCAAGUAAUUUAAACUAAUGUUAUUAACCAUAUGACAAUUUUAAAUUUGAUUACAUAACUUUGAAAAGAUCUUUAACAUUCUUUUGUUUUGUUUUUGUUUAUACAUCAACAAAUAAUCUUAUAAAGUGAAAUUAUUCACUAAAUGACAAGAAUCAUUAUGAUGGAUUAUUGAAGUGAAUUGUCAGUGUCUACUUGAAAAUUAAAUACUUUUGUGAAAACGAAAAUUGUGAAAAAAAACCCAAAAAAAAUGACAUUUCAUUAUUUAUUCAGUCUAUAGGUUUGUACACUGUUUUUUUUUAUUUAUUAUUUUGAUGGGAUAUACAAUAAGUUUGUUGUAACCGGGUAUUAUUUAGAUAUAUAUUUUUUAAAAGAA